CAUCCCCGUCCCCGCCAUUUAAAUCUUCAAAAUCCCCCCUUCACUCUUUCUCUCCUCUUUUUCUCCCCUAAAUAACUGGAAUCCUCCACCAACAUAUACAUACACACUUUCUAUCUCUAUAAUUUCUUCUACUACUAUACUUCACAAAAAAUGAUUUCUCAUACUUACGCAACAGACGCGCAAUCAAAAUCCGCCGACCUCGCCGCCACCAUCGCCGCCGCUUCAACGCCGGAACUAAUCGCCGCCGCGUGCGACGAUAUCGAAUCCUUCCUUCUCAAACACUCGCCCGACCAGUCCCGAUGGUUCUUCUCCGUCACGUUUCCAACCCUAAUUUGUAAAAUAUUCGGUUUCGAUGAACAAAAACCUCAAUUUCAAAACCCUAACGGUAACGGUAACGGCUGGAUUGAUAUUGUAGCUUCCGUCAACGGUUCUGAUAUCUCUAGUAAGAUUUUCAAACUUUUAGCUCCUGAUAGUGUGUUAAUGAAUUCUAUUACUGCUGUUGAUAGGUUAUCUCUUGUUAAAUAUGUUUUUCCGAGUGAACGCUUACCGGAAUGGUUUCGGAUUACGUUACAGAAUAGUAGACAGUGUGUUGUGUUGUCUGAUUUAUGUCCUUUGUUUAAAGGUAGAUUAAGUGAUGAAGUUCCCUACCAAAUUCAGUUAAAUAUAUUGGAAUAUUAUUUAUUUUGGUUUGCUUAUUAUCCGGUUUCCAAAAGUCGUUAUGAUAGUAAUGUCGCGGAUAGUAACAAUGUUAGUGUUAGUAAACGUUUUAGGUUGGAAAGUUGGGCUUAUAAGUCGAUUCCUGUGUUUGGUAGUGCUGGUAAAAGAGGUGGAAAUGAGCGCAAGGAUGGUGAGGCUGGUGGUUUGUAUGUUAGGCUAUUGCGUGCUUACCUUGUUUUUUUUGUGCCGUUGAGUGACUUGAAUGCUCAGUCGCCUUACAGGAGUUCGUUGUUGCAUUACUCUUCCAGUUAUGAUAGUUUGGUUCUUGAGAAUGCAGAGUUUUUUGUUAACACGCUUAUACAUUUUUGGAUAGUGGAAAAUGAUUUCUCCCCUUUACCUGUUAAGUUGUGUAAGUCGUUUGGUGUUGUGCUUCCUCUAAGAUCGGUUUUAGCUGAAGUGCCACCGGCGGCAGGGUUGGGUGAGUUUGUCAAUGUGUUUGUGAAGUAUUUCCAUUCAUGUUUGGUUCCGAGUAGUGUUGAGGGGAGUGAUCAGGUGGAACUUGGUAAAGCUACUAUGUGGAGGGGGACGGGUUCUGUUGAUAUGAAGUAUAGGGAUAUGUUUUCUGGUUUGGGAUCGAUUGCCUAUUGGAACUCUUGUAUCCAGAGGCCACUUUAUAGAUAUAUCUUGAGAGCGUUUUUGUUUUGCCCAGUGGAAGCUUCUGUGAAGAAUGUUUCUCAGGUGUUCUCCCUUUGGGUUAACUAUAUGGAACCAUGGGUUAAUAGUUUGGAUGGGUUUUCAGAGCUUGAUACGAACACAAAUAGUUUGAAGAGAGAUUCUAUGAAGGCGGUUGAGACAUCUCAACCGCGGGAAUAUUCAUCCUCUUGGUCAGGCUUUGUGUUAUCAAACUACCUUUUCUACAGUUCUUUGGUUAUGCACUUUAUCGGGUUUGCUCAUAAAUUCAUUCACACUGAUCCAGAAGUUAUAGUGCAGAUGGUAUCCAAGGUAGUAAACGUAUUAACAUCGUCCAAGGAACUUGUGGACCUGAUAAGAAACGUAGACACUGUAUUUCAUUCCACUCCAGCAGGGUCAUCCAAGUCAACCCUCAAUUCAUUAUACAGAUUUGUACCUUCUAUUCGUGAACAGUUGCAGGACUGGGAGGAUGGCUUAUCUGAAACCAAUGCUGAUGGAUCAUUCUUGCAAGAGAACUGGAAUAAAGAUUUGAAACUAUUCAGCACAAGUGAAGAUGGUGGGCAGCAACUUCUUCAGCUUCUUGCUCUGCGUGCCGAGUCUGAGCUUCAAGUUAUCUCACAUGACAACCUUACUAACAACCUAAUACUUUUAAGUUCCCUAAAGGCCCAGAUGGGAUGUUUAUUUGGCGGCAGUUUCAUAAGAUCUUCAAGCAUUUCAGAGGGAAGCAAACAAUUCGGAAUAUCACAUCAUGAUGUAUUCAGUCCUAGAACUGCUGCGAACCGCCCUAGAAGAGACAUAAGGUACAAGGGUGAUUGGAUGAAGAGACCAAUUUCGCAUGAUGAGGUGGCUUGGCUGGCCAAUCUACUUGUAAAAUUAUCUGGGUGGCUAAAUGAUAUUCUCGGGCUGAAUCCACGGGAAAAUGGUCAUGUGGGUCCCACUACAUGGUCCUAUGUAGAGGUUUCUGGUGAUGCAGAUACCAGUGUUGAUGGACCUAAGGAUACCUUGAGGUUGGUAUUGGGUGCUCUUCGCUCGUGUCUGAUCACAUUUUGGUCAUGGCUGAUCUCAUUGUGUAGGGAGUGUCUGAAGUUCAUGCGAGAACAUGGUAUGAGGGUGAAUUUGAGAGCGUUGGCUUCGAAGAAAAUAUUGACGGUGGUACUUAUUGCCAUUGCAUUUAGUGCGCUCAAGAGAAUGUUUUCCAAGUUCCAUUUGGUCUGACUGAGGGAUGGUCUCACCUUUUCAGGUUGUCUAACUCAAAAUGUUAUUUCGGUGCGAAAGUCACAUAGUUCAUUUGUUUUUUUCAAGAAUAGAAAUGUGCAGUUUGUUUUUCAAGUCUUUGAAUCUGAUACGUGUUUGAAAGGGGAGAUUUUCGGGUUUAGCAUCCUCUGUAAAUUUCUACUUUGUCGUUAAAUAUUUUUAUAUAUUUGAGAUACGAUAUUUCUAAUCAAGAAUAAUCAAACUAUGAUAUGGCUCGACUGGAUUCUUUUCAUUCA
Erigeron canadensis is the source of this 2837-nucleotide messenger RNA. RefSeq lists its product as uncharacterized. Lineage: Eukaryota; Viridiplantae; Streptophyta; Magnoliopsida; Asterales; Asteraceae. The record is from RefSeq and is a predicted model, not a curated record. The transcript is spliced from 4 exons. The coding region runs from base 151 to 2562 and encodes 803 amino acids.